Messenger RNA from Prorocentrum cordatum, 555 nucleotides. Lineage: Eukaryota; Dinophyceae; Prorocentrales; Prorocentraceae. The record is from the annotation of a GenBank genome assembly.
AUGCCGCGGAGCGAGUGCCCCGACUGCUUCGGGGAGGGCAAGGUCACCGAGGAGACCGCGAAGAAGUGCCACAACUGCAACGGCGUGGGCUCCAAGGCCGCGGGCCGGGGCAGCCGCUUCGUCUGCAACGUCUGCGAGGGUGAGGGGGAGCUCGUCCAGGGGAGCGACGGGACUGCCCCGCGUGCGGCGGCACGGGCAGGGCCGGCGCCCCGGCGCAGCAGGGCAUGGGCCUCGGGCGGAUCUUCGGCAGGGGGCGCGAGGAGGAGCAGCCGGAGGACGACGCCCGGGGGCGCCGCGGCCGCGAGGGGGGCGACGAGGACCGAGGCGGGCGGCUCGGCCCCGAGGCGGCCCGCGGCCGGUGCGCGCGGGGGGGAGGAGGCGAGCGUGCCGCGGCCCGCGAGGGAGAAGAGCGCGGCCGGCGCGGCGGCCGACGCGGCCGCCGAGGUGGCGCAGCGGGGCGCGCUGGCGGCCUUCGGGGUGUCCGGCAGGGGCUUCCACUGGCACGAGGGGCGGGGGCUGGAGGUCGACCUCUUCUUCACACCAGGUGCCUCUUGA